GUUGCUGGGCACGGGAUCCGCACAGCGAGUCAGAGCCGAGCGGCUGCAACUGAACGGAGUCCAGAGGCGCUUCCUGCAGCAGCCCGGGCGGCCGGAGCUCAGCGCCUCCCGAGAGCCCCAGCUGCAACUUGUGAGCCGGCGGCCGCCGCCGCUCUUGCCUGUGGAGAGGCGCCGCCUCCAGCUCUUCGAAAAGUUGCCUCGGCUGCCGGACGGGUCAGCCAGCCCAGUAGCACCAGAAGGUUGCUGAAGCAGGAAUCUUGAUUGAUGCAUGCUUACCUCAACCUGACUUCUGGAAAAGAACCAGUAUUGCGCUGAAAGCCUGUCACCAGGAAACACUCAGGACAAGCUUGGCCAAUAAAAGAUAUAUGAAGUGCACCGCUCAUUAGAGGUCAGAAAAGAAAUUGUGCUUGAAGCCUCAAGAGCUAUAUAGGAAUAAUUGGAUCGAGUAGCCGUGGAGACCAUGGAGGGGGAUUGUCUGAGCUGCAUGAAGUACCUGAUGUUUGUUUUCAAUUUCUUCAUAUUUCUGGGAGGGGCCUGCCUGCUGGGCGUUGGGAUCUGGGUCAUUGUGGAUCCUACAGGAUUUCGAGAGAUUGUGGCUGCCAAUCCUCUGCUCUUCACGGGGGCGUACAUCAUGCUGGCCAUGGGAGCAAUGCUCUUCCUGCUGGGCUUUCUCGGCUGCUGUGGUGCUGUCCGUGAGAACAAAUGCCUCCUGCUUUUUUUCUUCAUGUUUAUUUUGUUAAUCUUCCUGGCAGAGCUCUCAGCUGCAAUCCUGGCUUUUAUCUUCAGAGAAAAUCUGACAAGAGAAUUCUUCACCAAGGAGCUAAAGAAGCACUAUCGGGGGAACAAUGAGACCGAUGUCUUCUCUUCCACCUGGAACUCGGUUAUGAUCACAUUUGGCUGCUGUGGAGUGAAUGGGCCGGAGGAUUUUGAAAAAACUCCUCAUUUCCGACUCCUCCAUUCAGAUGAUGUGGUCCCAGAAGCUUGUUGCCAGCGAGAGCUCCAGAGCCGGGAUGGGGCAUUUGUCAGCAAGGAGGACUGCCUCAUGGGGAGAGACAUGUACCAGAACCGACAGGGCUGUUACACUGUGAUCCUGAACUCCUUCGAGACCUAUGUGUACCUUGCAGGAGCUCUCGCCAUUGGCGUCUUGGCCAUUGAGCUGUUUGCCAUGAUCUUUGCAAUGUGUCUCUUUCGAGGGAUCCAGUAGGAGGUGCCCCCUGAGCAACUGCGAUGCUCCUAUGUACUUGGAAGAAAGACCGAAAAAAAGAGGGGGAAAAAAACUUUAUUUUUUUUAGCAAAAUGGAAACAAAAAGGGGUUGUAAUAUAUGAAUGACCAAAUGGAUUGUACUUCAGGGGCGGGAACUUUGAGGUGCUGUGCACUACGCUACGCCACACCGACCUUCUCCCAGAGCAACCUGCACAGAUAUUGAUCAGGAGCAAAGUGCAAUGAGUUGCACUAGAGACUGACGGAGCCUGCAGGGUGGGUGGGAGGGAAGGCAACUGAAAUGGUCCCCAUCAGAGCAGGACACUGCCUAGUAUAUUCACAAUUGUAUUGUUUUAGAUAGCGAAGAACUGUAUAAUGGAACACAGGGGCUCGAUUCAGUACCCAAAGGAAGCAGGUCAACCACAGCACAUGGGGGUAAAGGUCAGGCAAGUUUCAAACGACCAAACAAAAAGGGCUUUUGAUACACAGAAAACUGUGGCAGCCAUUGUUUACUAAUUUCCAUUUCUGGUCUAAAGUUUUAACUGCCAGCCAGGAAAUGGAAGCGCAUGUUCAGUAGAGGAGGGUCAACUACCAUCACUUAACACCUCCAGGAGAACCCUUGGACUACGUGGAGUGGGGCAUGCCUUUCCCUGGAGUCCCACCAAAGGGGAUGUGACCCUGUGGGAAAUGAGGAAGAUCCUCCUCUAAUGGGGGCUGGCAGAGGGCUGAGAUGCAAUCAAAAAUUUGGUGCAUACCUUUCCUUAUUUACUCUGUCACUUUGGUUUUCUGUUCAGUGUUUUACUGGAGGAGAGCAAGGGGUUCCUGAAUCCUGAUCUUACCCCUCUCCUUUAAAAAUGAUUGGUCUGGCCAAGAAUAGCUGACGCUGCCAGCCUCAUGGCAAGGGCAUAUUGUUUUGUCUUCUAAAUCUUGGCCACUCAACUCCGACAUGCAAAAUUGUAGUUUGUACUUUUUGUAAUGCUCUGUUAGCUUAAUUAUCUGCACUGGGUUCCAAUGUUCCUUCCAGCCAGGUGGGGAAUUCCCAAACAUGGUACUGGUAGCAAAGGGGCCCAUUUGUAGUUGUCUCCCACACUAUUUCCUUUGUGAGUCUUGUGGCUUCAUUUAUGAUCUGAGAGUUUCCCUUUAGCUUGUCCCAAGGGGCUGAGAAGAGAGUGGAAUCAACUAAAGUCAUUUUAACAUAGCCGUCUGGAUUAUUAAGGUUUCCUCCAUGGAGAUGCCACUUUGACAUUUAAAUAGUGUCAUCCAUUUAAUCAUGUAAAACCAAACCUGAGAAAAAUACAUAAGGACCUUGAUGGAGGGUUACGAAGGAUAGAACUGAGGCUCCAAGACAAGGUGGAGCAUUUACAGUGAUAGAAGUGGGCCCAUGUCCUCGGGGAUUUCCUAGGAGGGACCAUGCAGAUACGUGUGACUACGUAGGUCAUGGUGAAGCCUACCAGGUCUGCCUACUAGAUGGCAAAGGACCUUGACUUAAUACCCACCAGGGUGAAAAGUUAGGCUGCUGAAGGAUGAGAACAGGACAUUAGAACCUCACAUACAGCGUUUCUGAGGACAUGUGGAAAUCGCUUGGAGACAGGAGUCUAAUCAUCAGAGAAAUCUGGGCAUGGACAUGAAGAAAAUCUGUCCCCACCCACAAAUGAAGUCAGCAGUGGAUAAAUGUUGGAAUUGCAGCCAUGGCUGUUGAACAGUGAAAGGCCUCAGAUGCUUUUAUUGAAAGGGCUUAUAGGUAAUUACCCCUAGGAACAGUUUUAAUGAUGCAUUUGAGAGUUAAAUUCUGCUCCUUUGUACAAUGAAGAAGGAAAGUGGCUUUGCUAGCAAAACUGGCAGUAUCUGCAUCUGCUGGAAGUCUCUCUUAAUUUGUUCCUAAAACUUAAAAAAAAAAAAAAAAAAAAAAAAAAGUUGGCUGCACUUAAUGGUCUAGCAUGCAAGGAGUUUUUCUGAAUGGUCAACCCACCAUGAGAAGUGUGUGCAUGGGGGGAACUGAGCCAGAACAUUGUGCUAAUCCACUAAGAUGGGGACAGACCCAAUAAUUGAUAUUCCUCUCUAGAUACAGGCAGAUGAAGAGAAAAGGCUGUGGGACCCUGCACCAAGAGAGAGUCAGUGUGCACACUGGAGAGAGAGAUUCCCAAGGGAGGAAAAAAACUAAAAAGAACACAGUUGUUAAGGUGUGGGGGGAAGGGAAGUAAGUAGUAGCCAAAACAACCACCCAUUACUCUGCUUAUAAUAGCCAGAGUCUGUAGCUGGCAAUAGAACCUGAGUAGCUAACAUCCAAAACACUAUAAACAGCAGGAAAGUUUGUUCUUGUCAGUUGGUGCCUAACAUGUGGCAGCUAGAAUUCUUGGUGUCUGGAGGAGCAACCCAUCUCCUUUGCUUUCGGAGUCCUCCCUUCUUCCCCUUAAUUCUUGCUCUAUUGAGAAAGGUUCCCUUUGUCCCAAAUUGGGUCUUGAAAUUUAGCAGAUGGAGCUGGCCUGGAGUUGUGUGAUUGAAACAAAAACCACAGCUCUCUGCUUACAGCACAAAGAAUAUGAUUCAAACCUGGAAAGGACAUUCUCUGGGUGUGCCUUUUCCAGAGUGGAGUCUGUCAGCAUGUGGAGGAACAGGGAUAAUACAAUAGCAAAUACUAAAUGUUGCUUUUCCAGGCUUAUUCCCCUUUGGUUUUCCCAUUUAUCAUUUUUUCAUCUUCCUUCCUUCCUUUUUUUUUUUUUUUUUAAAUUAAAUUCCCUCCAUUCUUUUCCUCUGUAAUGGUUGUUCUCUCUCCUUCCCCCAUUUAUUUAUUCUCUUAGCUUUCUCCUCUUCAUUUGUGUCCCUUUCUCUCUCAGAUAAAAGAACUUUUCUUUUUUCCAUCUUGUCUUCUCACUCUCUCUAAUCUCACCCACAUGUCCCUCUUGUCUCUUCUCCUUUGUUUCCCUUUUUCUGUCCCCCCUGCCCCUGUUGUGCAGUUGUCAUCUCCCCUUAGGCAACAGGGGAUGGAUCACUUGAUGAUUACCUGUUCUGUUCAUUCCCUCCGAAGCACCUGACACUGGCCACUGUCAGAAGACAGGAUAGUAGGCUAGGGGGACUGUUGGUCUGACCCAGUAUGGCCAUUCUUAUGUUCUUGCUGAAAUCUUCAUAUCCUCUCUUUAAAGGGCUAGAAUCACAGGAAUGUAGGACUAGAAGGGACCUCAAGAGGUUAUCUAGUCCAGUCCCCUGCACUCAUGGCAGGACUAAGUAUUAUCUAGGUCAUCCCUGACAGGUGUUUGUCUAACCUUUUCUUAAAAAUCUCCAAUGGCAGAGAUUCCACAACCUCCCCAGGUCAUUUGUUCCAGUGCUUAACCACCCUGACAGGAAGUUUUUCCUAAUAUCUAACCUAAAUCGCCCUCACUGCAAUUUAAGACCAUUACUUUUUGUCCUUCAUCGUCCUUUUUAUAACAACUUUUUACAAACUUGAAGACUGUCUCCCCUCAGUUUCUCUUUUUCAGAUUAAACAAAUCCUAUUUUUUUCAAUCUUUCCUUGUAGGUCAUGUUUUCUAGAACUCUAAUUAUUUUUGUUGCUCUCCUCUGGACUUUCUCCAAUUUGUCCACAUUUCCUGAAGGGUGGUGCCCUGAACUGGACACACUACUUCAGAAGAGGCCCUAUCAGUGCUCAGUAGAGGCUUACCUCUCAUGUCUGGCUUACAAUGCUCUUCCUAAUGCAUCCCAGAAUGAUGUUUGCUUUUUUGCAAUACCAUUACAGUGUUUGCUCAUAUUUAGUUUGUGAUCCACUAUAACCCCCAGACCCUUUUCUACAGUACUCCUUCUUAAGCAGUCAUUUUGUAUUUGUGCAACUGAUUAAUCCUUAAGUAUAGUACUUUGCAUUUGUUCUUAUUGAAUUUCAUCCUAUUUACUUCAGAGUAUUUCUCCAGUUUAAGAUCAUUUUGAAUUCUCAUCCUGUCCUGAGACACCCUCGAGAAACCAGGAAGCAGCACCCUCCAAUAAAGAAAUGGAGAGGGGACUGUUAAGAGAUGCACAAACCCCUCAUGCAGGUUCCAACCAUCUUGGAUCAUCUGAAAUGCUGGGGAUUGAGUCAAGGGGAAAGGUGAGGAAUUUCCUCCAUGGAAUUUUAAUGAACAGGAGACUCCAGAAUGGGGAAUCCUUUGUUACUGUGAGACACACAAGUUUUGUUUUUUGAUCACCAUGAUGUGUCACUGCCUUUGUCUGUCUCAUGCUGUAUAAUCAACAAUGCUGGGUCUUGUUCUUCCCAGAGCUCUAGGUAGAGGAACAAUUUUUUUCCCUUUUGAGUUUCUGCUGCAUUCUUUUGGGGGCAGGGUGUUGAGGUAUAAUCGCUCCUCACUUGAGAGCUCUGUGUAGGAAAGCGACCUAUACGGAGUCACCACAGUGUUAGCCCCUAUGCUGUAGAACGAAGCCCAGAGCCCAUGCACCUUUCAUGUAAUUAUCUAGAGCAGUUUGUUUCUGUAAGUCCACCCCCUCCCUGUCUGUUAUUUAACUCUAAAAUUACUGUUGCGAGUGCCUGGGAAACAGCCUGCGUGUGAAAGAACAUUGAAAUCUAUUUUAAAAAUUGUAAAUGUUCCUUUUAUUAGAUAGUGGAGCUAAUUUAUCCUCUAUUGCCUAUUGUAAUGCUUUUUAUAUUGAAAGGAUUUUUUGUAAUAUAAACCAGAACACGAGCCUGAAGCAUUCUGCACAAUUUGUGUGCAUUUCUUAAAAAAAUAAAAAUAAAUAAAGGUAUUGUGACAGUGCAGUGGGACAUCUUUAAUUUUCACUAUUCACAUGAUUGGUUUUUUUUAUGUUAAGUACAGUCACUUUCUUACCAAAGGAGGAAUAAACUCAGCUAAGAUGAGGUAUAAACUGAAUCCAAAAAACCUAAGAGACAGGAAAGGCCGGCUGGCUCAGGGCGUAGCUGUGGGACUAGUGAGCCUUUCUCCUCUCCAGUGCCAGCACCGGCUUGCCUUGAGGUCAGGAAGGGUUGAGCCAGGAAGUGCAGGGACCUGCUUGAAUUUUUAGCUUAAGUUUAGGGCUGUAAGAAUCCAAGGAUUUGGUUCCACCCAUUGCAGACACAGGAACCCACUAUGUAAAUGCAGGUUUGUCUUUGUUCAGAACUCAGUCACCUGGAGAAGACUUCUCAGCUGUGCAGAGGACUGCACAAACACCUUGCAAUGCUGCCCCUCUCUCCCUCAGGAUAAGUGAGGUUUAUUACCCUCAUUUCAAAGAUGGGGAAACUGAUGCCUGGGAGGUGAAGUGACUUGGCCAUGGGCAUCUAGCUAGUCAGUGGCAGAGACAGUGUUAAAGCCUGAGAAUUUUUGCCUCCUAACUGUGUUUUUGGCUGCUAGCCUAGGCUGCCAUUUAGCAGUUGUCCUUGUGCUUCUAGGCACAGUCCCUGUGAAAUUUCAGCAAGGUGCUGUCCUGUACCUGCUGCCUAACCUACCUUUAUAGAGUGGAAGAAACCAUCCAGCAGUGACUAAUAUGUGGUUCAUCUCUGCUGGAGGAUUUAAUUCUAUAAUACAAUUAUAAACUCCCCCAGUCAAGCCAAAACUGAGGCAGCAACCCCCUGCUAGCUGUAAGCUUCUGACAGUGCUGGAUGGUAUUGCCUAGGUCCUUCCCUUAGGGAUACCCACAGUGCUCCAGCCCUGAUCCUGAAAAUCCCUCUCACUGUCCCUUGUAGGGUCAGCCAUUCCGCACUGUUACUCAUCACUAAUGGUAGAGUGCACCUGUCAGCUGCUAACUAGCAAUUGCCAGGGAGGAUUGCACAUUCCUUCUCAGACAAGGUACAUCUCUCUCUGCAUUAGAGCUGAAAAGUGUAAAUUCCAGUCCCAUGAGACAGCCCCACUGCAGCUCAAAGAGAGAUUUGAUCAUGCCACUCCAACUGGAAGUGCAGCUACAGCAGACUUAGCUAACUUCCAAAUCCAGUGUAGACAUACCCAGAUGGUCAUCCUGUCUCUGUAUGCAUCAACCCUGGGCCCAUGUUCCAUAUGCUCUCACUCCACAUCACAUUUGCAAAUUUAGUGUGCUACAGACUUCCCUCUACCCACCCCCACUCAUCCAUCCCUGCCCCAGUCCCAAUGGCACCAAUAGCACUUUGUUACAUGAAGGGGGAGGGGGGGGGGGAGAGAAGAAGAGCAAUGAGAAUUGCAGAGUAAGUUGAGUUUAUGCUCCAUUUGAUCUGUCUCUUCCUGAGAGCAGGCCUUUCUAUUGAUUAGCAUUGAAUUGCCCCUUAUGGCCAGUACCCCUCUGCUCUCUCCACAUCACUUAGGCUGGAGGGGGCAACAAACACCAGAGAGCAGAAUCAGUGUGUCAGCUACCCAUUUGGUCAAACACUUGAAAUUAUAGCAGCAAAAAAAAUUGACACUCCCAUGCAGCAACAAGGGAGAGGGGCUGGGGCUUCCAGGGAAGUUUAGGUGCUUUAAAACCCCUUUGGAAAUCCUGAAAUCAACCUAAACUAGAUUGCAACCAAACUUGAGCAAUGUCUGCUGGCUGGUUCACUGCCAUGGCAGAUGCAGAGGUGGGGCCUUCUGACAGUGGUUCAUAGCUAAAGCCUAUUCAGCUAUGCUGCAUUGAUUAAUACAAAUUGAGCCCUGAUAGCCAGUGGUGUAUGCUGGGGGCACCAUUUUUCUACCCAUCCCCCCCCCC
Molecule: messenger RNA, 7816 nt
Organism: Malaclemys terrapin pileata
Lineage: Eukaryota; Metazoa; Chordata; Testudines; Emydidae
Gene: TSPAN18
Product: tetraspanin 18
Exons: 10
Coding region: 461-1204 (247 amino acids)
Cellular component (GO): membrane
Source: RefSeq, a predicted model, not a curated record